AGACGCAGUUGCGUGCGUGCGUGCGUGAUCAGGGACAUUUACAGCAAUGUACCUUGAAUCAGGAAGAAUUGGCAAAGUUUCUGGGAGUUUGUGCAUUGUCUAAAGAAUCGGGAAUUUCGGCAGGACGCCGUGGUGGGUGCUUAGGAUGGAUAUCUGGUUCAUCGACAAAACUGGUUACAAACGUUGACAGACAUACAUAUAUAUUGCAUGACGUUUUUCUCGCUGAGCAAAAGGAUGCUAAAUUGUUUCCAGCUGAUUCUACUGACAGUUUUCUUACGCGUUUGACAGGUGAAAUUGCGUAAUUUCGUACCAGUGUCGGCUUCUCAUGUGGGUUUUCACGUGAUUCUUUGAGACUGUGCACCAUGGCGCAUCUUGAUGCUCUUUUCAAUCCCAAGCAGUAUUUAAGCCCUGAGCCACUCACUGAUCUCUGCUUCAAAUUAAUCUGUGACAACCUGGACAUUAUUUCUAUUGAAAAUGAGGAUUCCUAUCGUGAGCUUGGCAAGGGUCUUGCUUUCCCCAGUGAAAUAUGUGACAAGCUCAUUAAGUUCAUGCAGCGGAGCAAGACAGCAGAUGUUAGCGAUAACUUUCUCUCCAUUUUUAAAUCAGUACGGUCCACCAGACUCAAAAGAGUUAAGAUAGUGGAUGCUACACUGUCGGAUGAAUCUGUUUUAAUCAUUGCCAAACAUAAAGUUACUGAACUGGAACUCACUGACUGCAGCAACCUUACUCGAAUGUCAUUGGAGUAUAUUAAUGACCAUUCGGAGAAUCUUAAGAGUCUUACAUUGGGAGGAAGUUCUGAUGUUGUUCCUUUGAAAUUAAAAAGUGUUUCAGACAGACCUUUAUCAAUUAAUUACCAUAGAAGAGGAUAUGCCCUAAGAGCACCGAAAUUGAGUCGGCUCUCCCUGUGGCGUGUGAAGAUACCAGCAACAGAUUUUGAUCUUCUAUUGGGAGAACUGCCCAACUUGACACACCUGGACCUGACGGCAGCAUAUGACAUUGGAAAUCUGUCUUUCUACACGCUGGUCCCACAUUUGGUCUCGCUCACUUUGUACAACGUUAAAAUUAAUACAAAUCCACAAUUAUUUGUUAAAAAUGUUUCACACCUAAGAAGAUUAAGGCAUUUGGACAUCUCGCAGUCAAACCACAAAUAUGGCCAGUUUGAUAAUCCUAAUCAGGUCCUAGCGGAAUUAAUAGAGGGUCUACCUGAAUUAGUUUCCUUAGAUAUAGGGGGUACGAACUUGGCCGGAAGGGGAGUAGCAGAGCGUCCACAUGAUAAACUACUAGUUAACUGUACUCAAUUAUGCGAUAUACCAGGACUUGCAUCAAGAGUUAACAAACCGCUUCAAUUCCUGGGACUAUACGGAACAUCUCACGGUGCUUGCAGAAGAUUCGAUAUCCCAGCGAAAGUGAUCGCAGGAGAUGCGACCGAGGAGCAAAUAUUAAUUGCAGCUCGAGUGUGUAUGAAUAAUCGAAGUGAACUCCUACAGAAGGUGUUGAAUGAUCUCUAUCACAUCUUCAGAAAUGAAAGCUGCCAGCGCAUGGACCAAGCACUGUGCACUGUUUUGGAAGCUAUGGAGAAACACCCAUCCGAAAAGCAUAUACAAAUUUCAGGAAGUGCAACCCUGUUUUAUAUAGUCAAAAUGAAAGAAAAAAGUGGUCUAGUAGCUGGAAUGAAACGAAGAAUCAUUGGCACCCUUCUGACCGGAAUGACGUAUCACAGAGACGAGGAGACAAUGAUGAGGAACGGCUGCUUGGCACUAUGUCAAUUUCGCAUACCACAGGACGUGAUGUGGAACUACGAAGCGUUGGUUAAGGUCCUUCUGUAUUCUGCACGACAUGCUGAACCCGAAGGUUUUGUCCAGCGCAUUGGGAUAUAUUUACUAAACUCCUUAGCUUGUCAAGUUGACGGCCGAGAGAAGCGUCUUCUGGGAGAAUUAGGUUGUGUCGGGACAAUGCUCAAGUUAGUAGAGUACAGACUGGAGUCUGGUAUAUUUGACGACGUCCUUGAAGUCGCUUGGUCCACCAUGUGGAACAUGACUGACGAAACCGCUAUAAAUUGUCAGCGGUUCCUCGACGAACAAGGAAUGCGUCUCUUCCUAGGAUGUGUAGCAGCAUAUCCUGUCAAGGAAGAGCUACUGCGAAACAUGAUGGGACUCUUGGGUAAUGUUGCCGAAGUGAAAUACCUAAGGAUUCACUUGAUGCAACAGCAGUACGUAACAGUUUUUGUCAACUUACUGCACUCUGACAGUGAUGGAAUCGAGGUAUCGUACAAUGCAGCUGGUAUCUUGGCUCACAUGGCUUCCGAUGGCAAGCAAGCUUGGACAAUUCUGGAACCGACACGUGACGAAGUUUUGUUGUUGAUGGUUCAAGCAAUAGAACGUUGGGACCUAUCAGCAGAACGUAAUAUUAAUUAUCGAUCAUUUCUACCCUUAUUACGUCUACUGGAUGUUUAUCACACGCCACAGUGUCAAUACUGGGCUGUAUGGGCUCUGGCCAAUCUCACGAAGGUCUACCCCACUAAAUACUGUACGCUCGUCGAGAACGAAGGCGGCAUGGACAAACUGAGAAACUUAUUAUUCGAUUCAAGACCUUACGAAAGGAUCAAGAAACUGGCGCGUCAAGUGAUUCUAAAUUGUUGCCACGCACGUACCCAGUUUCCAUCAAAUUCGGAAAUCAAUUUCGACGGAUAAACAAUGUUCUUCGUUUUUUUUUCUUUAAGAACGUGAAACGGUACAGGGAAUGAUGACUAUCUAUCAAGGAGUAUAAUAAGGAAUAUGUCGACUCUUGAAAUAAUUCAUUGAAAUUCAUAUCCCAGCAUUGAUUCUACUCAUGCAUAUUUUUCUGGGAAUCUUUUUUCUCUUUCUGUCAAUUCUGUUUGACGAUUUUCCGAGAAAUGUAUUUACUUGUCAUAGUUUCUUGUGACUCGAUGGCAUCCUUUAAAUUAUUCACCAUUGCCCAGCUAUCAUUCUCUGUACUUCUCAGUAUGAGGACGCAAUUCACUGGCGCGUGGAAAUUUUCAUCGAUGUACAUAGCAGUCCUGUAUUUUAAGAGGACGAUUUAUCGAACGGUAUUAAUCGUAACACGAAUACUUAAUUUACCUGCUCUUCUUCGUCUUAAGACACUUCUUACGUAGUAACGAGCAUUAGCCUUUCGCUCUUUCUUUUUUUUCUGUUGUUGAACGGCUCUCGGGAUAUCUCCAUCUCGAUUGGCUUGCUUUGUUUACGCGCAGAACUCUAUUUGUUGACUUUCGUAAUUAUUCUUCUCCUUGCAGGACGAGAAAAAGUGAGAAAAAAGAUAUAAGCAUAUACGUAACGUAUGUAUGUCGCAGUAAUCGUUUAAUAAAUCGUGCGAUUUCGUUCUGGAGCGAAUGAAAGAUUAUGAAAGACGAAUAGAGUGAACAAGAAUGAUUGAAGUGAGAUAGAGGGAAGUAUGGUAUUAUUAUAAACCGUGUUAUAAUAGAGUACCUUAUUGUAAAUAGUAGCGCACGAAAAGGAGAGUUCACGGAGUGCUUUAGGUUUGUACGUUUUUUGUAUAUCGAUAAAAGGAUAUCCUGAUUAAAUUGAUUCUUUAAAAUGUUAAGCAGUCAUUUAAAAAAAAAAUACAAAGUGUUUUUCCGUUGGAAGGGAUCUUUAUUGACGUUACAAUAAUAGUUCGGAUCGUUCUAAAAUUAUGGUAAAGAAUCAACGAGGAGAAUUUCAUUCGAAAUGGCAAAGUGCAAAUAAAUAUUUAAGAUGGCUAUUAAUAAAAUAUACAUGUUUACCGAAUGAUCGAUGGUUAUCGAAAUUCGAUAGCUUGUAAAUAUAAAGAGAGAAACUCCUUUUAAAUACGCUCGAAAUACAGUGUAAAAUUUAGAAUA
This is a messenger RNA of Cephus cinctus (wheat stem sawfly), 3856 nucleotides long. Its product is annotated as protein zer-1 homolog. The coding region runs from base 363 to 2690 and encodes 775 amino acids. Gene Ontology annotation, cellular component: Cul2-RING ubiquitin ligase complex. NCBI's taxonomy places the organism in Eukaryota, Metazoa, Arthropoda, Insecta, Hymenoptera, Cephidae. The record is from RefSeq and is a predicted model, not a curated record. Gene Ontology annotation, molecular function: protein binding. The transcript has 9 exons.